Trichomycterus rosablanca is the source of this 1467-nucleotide messenger RNA. It is a transcript of the gene nusap1, whose product is annotated as nucleolar and spindle associated protein 1. Gene Ontology annotation, molecular function: microtubule binding. The transcript is spliced from 12 exons. Bases 1 to 1335 code for a protein of 444 amino acids. Gene Ontology annotation, biological process: establishment of mitotic spindle localization; mitotic cytokinesis; mitotic chromosome condensation. Gene Ontology annotation, cellular component: mitotic spindle; microtubule; nucleolus. NCBI's taxonomy places the organism in Eukaryota, Metazoa, Chordata, Actinopteri, Siluriformes, Trichomycteridae. The record is from RefSeq and is a predicted model, not a curated record.
AUGGAUUUAGACUCGAUUAAAUAUGCAGAUUUGCAACAGCUGGCCAAAAGCGUUGGUUUGAAAGCCAACGUUAAGGCUGAUACGUUGCUGAGAGCACUAAAGCAGCAUUUUGAACAGGAAGGCUCUGAGAAUGGAAACAAUGUCACCUCAGAUGAUGCUCAAUGCCCUGAGGAAGCGCCAGCCCAGCCCACACUACCAAGCAAUGCACUGGUGACCAUGCGGCGUGGAAAAAACAAAAACGGCAAGAGGAAGCUAUCUGAAGAUAAAGCCUCAGAUCUUGAUCCCAAACUGCAGGAGAGUGCAGUACAGGAUGAUGGCAAGUCAGAUGACGUGGAAGGUGAAGAAGGCAGGAGGAGCUCGAAGAGAAGGAAAGUGUCCUUGACCAAGGAUACAGAGACUUCAGCUCCACCUGAGAAGCCUAAACAGAACCAGGCAGAGAUUAAACAAGGAUCAGCUACUAAAGAAGCGGUCACAGAAAAAAGAAACAAAGAUUCCGCUAAGAAGAGUGUUGGUAAGAUCCCACGUCAUGAAGGUCUGAUGAAGAAGAAAGCAGCACUGAGACCCACAACUCCAAAUUUUAAGAAGCUUCAUGAGGCACAUUUUAACAAGAUGGAGUCCAUUGAUUCCUACGUGCAGAGAAAAAACAAGCAGAUGGAAGUGCUCAGGAACUCUGUUAAAGAACUUAAGGCUCAGACUGAAAACCCAUCAAAGCCGGCCGAGACCAAGACCCAAGCUAAGCCGUCAGCCAAGCGUCCAGCACUCUUCAGUCCAGGAGUGUCGGAGAGAAAACCAGACAAAUGCAGAGUCACCCCUGCCAGCAAGUCUGCACUGAAGUCCGCACCCUUCAAGCCUACUAUCCUCUCAACCAACAAAGUCAACGUCAGGUUUUCGCAGGGGACUCAGGAUAACGAGCACAAACGUUCUCUGUUGAAGACUCCAGCUCGGAUGUCCGCUGCGCUUCCUCUCACUCCCACUUCGGGCAGAAAAAGUGAUGUGCGCACCAACCCCGUUAACAAAACGCCUGGUACAGGAAUCAAUCCAUUCAUCUUUAGUGGUUCUGAUACCCCAGGGACCAACAAGAAGAAAAUGUUUGAUUUGAGGGCGAGUCUCUCUCAUCCACUCACUUACAAACCACAUAAGGGUAAGCUGAAGCCUUUUGGAGCAACGCAGGAAAAUGCAGCACCCGAGAAAACGCAAAUGGUUCCAUCUCAUCAGAAUAACUAUAAACAGCACCAAGUGCAGACAAGAGAGGGGCGGCGUGUCAAGCACACAGAGGGAAGAAAACAAAAGAAAGAGCAGAUGCUUGGUGCCAGACGUGGACUGGUCAUUGCUUGAUUAACUCUUUUUUUGUAUUUUAAUGACUGUAGCUUCUUGCACAUUUUAUUUUGUUUGUCUGCUGUCUGUGUUAUUACUGCUUUUUUUUUUUUUUUUUUUUUGGCCCUGUUUAAAAAAACUUUUUUUUUUUUU